AUGAGCGACGAUCAUCUGCGACGAUGUGUGCUGGAAGAACUUCGUAAAGCUCAAGGGGAGCCACUAACACCGGAGGAGUUAUUUGAGCGUUGCGGUGGAACAAAAGCAACGAAUCUCAGCAUAGACGCAUUCAUGGCUUUCGUUGGACAGCACUGCUCACGAGCUGUAAAGGCGAUUCACGAUGCAGGUGACGAAAACAGUCUCCCCAGAUAUGCUCUUCAUGUUGACUCCUCAAGGAAAACUGGUACACUGAAGAGGAGAGCGGCUAGGUCACAGAGUCAGUCAAGCUCUCGCGGUGGUACGCCAGAUGCCGUGAAUUUUCGUUUCAACCCUCGAACGGAAGGGUUUUCAAUCUUCUGCCACCUUGUACGGAGGUUAUCAUCGAGUUCUCAGGAUGGUACCAUUAACUGGAAUGUAAUCAGAAAUCAGUACAGGAAGGAAACAGGACGACAUCUCAAUGCUGAGGAGUUGAACUCAAUGUGCGGAACUUUGAACAUGACAAAACACGACCUCCUAACCACCUACCUGUCAAGUGUCGUGGAAGUAUUAGACAGCCGUGGGCAGAUUUUGAGACCAGCGUCCCCAUUCAAUCCGAAAACUCCGAGUCCAACGUCUUCUAAUUCACGUUCAUCUCAAGAUGAGCAACAUUCACCUCUUUCUGGAGCUACAAUCGACAUGAAUAACACGGAUUCGAGUCAGGUGAGGAGAACUUAUAGGAGUGUGGUAAAAGUAGUCUGGUUACAUGCACGAAAA
This is a messenger RNA of Cooperia oncophora, 753 nucleotides long. Lineage: Eukaryota; Metazoa; Nematoda; Chromadorea; Rhabditida; Trichostrongylidae. The record is from the annotation of a GenBank genome assembly.